UAAUAAAAACAUUAAAAAUAGUAAAAUGCCUAUAGGUGUCCUAUAUAUUAUUCAUAAUUUUUGUAAUUAGGGUGAUUAAUGUAUUAUACAAAAAUAAUGGGUGACAUUAUUUUAGAAAAAUAAAUGUUUCAAACACAUUUCGAGAUGCACCGAGAAAUAAUAAUAGUAGUUUUGCAUGUUGAUGUCAAGUCAAACAAAACUAUUUGCUAUUUUUAGUUAAACAAUCAUUAUAAAUAUUUUAUUUUAGAUAUUUAAUUUAGUGAAAACUUUUUUUUCGAAGUAUGGAUAUUCUGUAAUUAGUAUGCAAAGCUACUAAUUGUUUUCCAUGGUAAUUGGAAAUAUAAUAUUUAUUGAAUUAAUUAUAUUUUUCUUUAUAUUUUAUUCGUUUAAAUCCGUGAAUAAUAAAAUCCUAUUUGCCAUGAAGCGGCGAUGGCUUGUUGUAUUCUUUGCAAUAUUUAAUUUUACACGGUCAGAACUAAUCUAUUCUAUGUAUAAUAUUAAUUCUGUACCUCCACUCGACAAAUUGUGCGGUUUGUCUCGGACUCAAAUCGCAGCUGCUCAGCAAAGCUGUGUCGUAAAAAACGGAUCGACGUCGUCGCCGCCGCCGAAACAACAGCCGACUGACGUGUUGGCCUCGUGCUCGGGAAAUCAGUGCUUUGAGCGGCAACGCGAGCUGGUCGACUGUCUGACGUACGAGACGACCGCCGGCCAGAGCCUGGACGAACAGCUGGCGCUGGACGAGCGGUCGCUGGCCGGCCAGCUGGUCGCGGCCACGGACAGCAAGGAACGGUCGACGGCCGAGCUGUUCGACCUGGCCAACCGGAUGGACGCGGCGUUCUGCGAGUACCGCGAGUCCGCGAUGGCGGCCGAGGCGGCGUCCCGGGCGUUGGCCGAACAGCGGGACGCCGUCCAUGAAGGCCAAGCGAGAGUGGAGAGUCUCAGCAACCGGCUGGCCGAAGCCAAGACGUCGGUGGCGGCUUACGUUCAGCUCAAGCACGACUCGGGAGAUUUCAGCGUGUACGCCACCGGAUGCGGGCCAAGGGACGUCGAGCACAGCACUGCUCGAAGCGGCGGCGUGGAUUGCGUGGUCGCCGGCGCGACGACGACGCGCCCUGUAGCCGCAGCGUCCAAGACGACGCCGCCGUCGCCGACCCCGAUUUCGUCGUAGCUGUUCCGCGGUGUGUGUUUGCAAGACGAUUUUCGGAUUAAUAUAUUUUUUGCAACGCGAUUUUAUUGUUUUGAGUGACCGACUCGGCACCGUCACGGUAAAUCGUUGUUGUAACAUUAAUUUUACCACAGCAGUAAAAUUGAUUUAUCCGUCGGAGUAAAACAAUUAAAUCUUUGUUUUCUCGUUUCUGAAA
Molecule: messenger RNA, 1361 nt
Organism: Aphis gossypii (cotton aphid)
Lineage: Eukaryota; Metazoa; Arthropoda; Insecta; Hemiptera; Aphididae
Exons: 2
Coding region: 326-1168 (280 amino acids)
Source: RefSeq, a predicted model, not a curated record